Molecule: messenger RNA, 1328 nt
Organism: Paramacrobiotus metropolitanus
Lineage: Eukaryota; Metazoa; Tardigrada; Eutardigrada; Parachela; Macrobiotidae
Exons: 6
Coding region: 611-1273 (220 amino acids)
Molecular function (GO): GTPase activity; GTP binding
Source: RefSeq, a predicted model, not a curated record
ACUAUUCUGCCAAAAAGUGUGGUGCUGUAAAAAAUUUUGAUUCGUUUGUUCUGACAAAUAAAAUAUUUAGUUGUAGAAUGAAGCAUGCUUUUACUAAACAGUUUUGCCUCUCGCUUUUGAAGAAAUCUCUCGGUAUGGGCGGUCAAAAAUUUACUUACCUGGUUAAACAUGUGGGCUUGGCAGGAGUUAUAGUUAUAUGACCUUCCCUGUUUUGUCGUGAGUGCUUAGCAUACGCACGAAUAAAUGCAGACUGGAUUUCCUACUAAAUUGUCAAAGAUAUGAAAAAAAGGGUUAUUUGGACUGUCUGUAAUUUGGCUAAUUAAAUUUUGGUCAAUUUUUUGCAACUUUGACAGCUUUGUGUCCGAGGACUUUCUUUACCUUGCUACCUGCUUCGAACCCUGACAUUUCCCACUUGGCAAAAAGGUGUCGAAUCCGUAUGAUUCAACCUUAUCAUCGUGAACGACAAGGAGUCGGAAUCGUGUUUUGUGACAACCGACUAGCUAUGUAAUCAUUUAGCCCAAAAAUUACACAUAAUUUAUAAGUGUCAAAUUCUGUUUACAAUAAAAGUACGGAAGUCAAUUUGCAAGGAGUUUUGAGCUGGAAUUGUUGUAUGGAAGCACAUGAUCAAUUUGAUUUCCUCUUCAAGAUAGUAAUACUGGGAGAUGCUGGAGUUGGAAAAUCAUCCUUGCUUUUACGAUAUGCGGAUGAAUUGUUCAAUCCCGUCUAUAUCAACACAAUUGGAGUCGAUUUUAGGAUUCGCACACUUCUGGUGGAAGACAAGCUAAUCAAACUGCAAAUUGGCAUUACCGUACGAGUACUUACGUUCCAGUGGGACACCGCAGGGCAAGAAAGAUUUCGGAACAUUACGGCUAGCUUUUACCGCGGCUCCCACGGUAUUAUCCUAACAUUUGAUCUAAGUAACAAGGAGAGCUUCCUUCGCCUAGACAAAUGGCUGGCAGAGUUGGAGCGCAACGUUGGACAUAACGUGAUACGGGUCAUGGUCGGUACAAAAAGUGACCUUGUCAGUCGCCGGGAAGUCAGUUACACACUUGCCAGAGCAUACAGCGAAAAAAUGAAACUGGCUUACGCCGAAACAAGCGCCAAACUCAAUUUGAAUGUGGAUGAGCUUUUUCUAUACAUGGCAAAAGAAAUUCUAACCAAAGUAAAAUUAGGGCUAAUAGAUACGAAUGACAAAAAAAUUUCUGAGGAGACACAAACAGUAAGCGUGGUGAAUACGGAAACGGAGAAACCCCGCAAAAAGUCAUGCUGCUAAAUACGUAAUAACCUUUGCCAAUUACUGUGUGUUGUGCUUACUUUAAACUUAAAAC